UGUGCUAUUUCUACAUAUUUAUGCGUUUAUCUUGAAGCGGAAUUCUUUUUGGCUUAAAACAUUAAUAACGUAUUUCUGUUCACAAUAAUUCAUAUGCAAGAUGACGUGCAUUUGUGUGAUUUGCACACUCCGUAGGCCGCCGCUGACGCCGCUGGGCACGGAGCAUAGGCAGCUACUCGACGCUAUUGUAUCUCCAGCUAUUACCAUCGUUGACCUUAGAGCUUGCGAAAUGUUGGUGUGCGCGGAGUGUCAGGAGAAGCUGCACUCCGUACAGCAGUUCCAGAAGAUGGCGGUGUACGGCCUCACCAUACUCAAGUCUGUGCUCUCUAAAGCGAACAACGCAACGGAACAGGAUCAGAAAAUAAAAACACUUAUACAAAUGGAAGAUGGCCGGAAACUACUUGUGAAUCCAAUAUCUGUUGUGGAGACAGUUAUAAAAGAACCGGAAAUGGAAGAACCAGCCAGUCACACUCAAUUACAUGAGUCAAUGGACGCACAGGACAGGCCUAUCAAAUCGGAGCCGCACGCGACACCAGAGCAGCCCUAUUUAGACGUUGAUUUCAAGCUUGAACUUCAACCCGAAUACGAGACAACUGAAUUUGAACCUGAACUAGAGUUGAAAUCAGAGUAUGUUGAUUUUGACUCUGAAUCUGAAUUUGAUAACGCUUCCUUGAGUCGCUCCGAGCAGUGCGACUCGAAGACAACAGCGGAGUGUGUCACCGGAGUACAGAACAUUGCGGUUCACACACCAAUUAGGAGCACCCUGCUAACUAAUCACGUUUAUAAGUCCAUUGAAAAGAAAGUUAAGCCUGCAAUUUUAAAACAAGCACACAGAGCACCAAAAGAACCCAAAGCAGCAAAAGUGGGUAUAAUAGCUAGAGCGUACGCCGCCAAACAAGCUAAAGCAGCUUUAAAAGCUAGCGCAAAUGCAGUUAAAGAAGUUAACGUAGCUUCAGAAGGAGCAAAUAAAAUUAUAGAAGCAAAUGUAGCUUCAGAUGAAACACAUGCGGAAACACAAGGAAACAUAGCUUCAGAAGCUAGCGAUAAUGCAGAUAAAGAAGCAAAUGAAGCUGUGGAAAAGGAAAAGAAAAGAGAGAGUAAGAAGUCGGCGCGCGUGCAGUGCGCCAUCUGUGACAAGCUCCUGUGCCACAACCGGAGUCUUCGCCAACAUUACUAUCUACUGCACGCCGCGGUAAAUCCGGUCAAGUGCGAGUUGUGCCACAAGCAGUUCCGCAACGCGGGUGUGCUCCAUUACCACCAGUGUCCGCAUAAAAAGGGCCUCCCUCGGCCCGCGCCGACGCAGGACUGCGCGGAGUGCUCGCUGCACUUCCCGAACCGCGCGCAGUACAAGGCGCACCUCCAGACCCUCAAGCACACCUCCAGGGACCUCUACAAGUUCGAGUGUGAAGUGUGCAAGAAGAGGUUCCGCUACAAGCACUGGAUGCGCGACCACGUCGACUGGAUACACCGAGGCCUGAAAAAGUACUCGUGCUCGCGCUGCGAGUCGUCGUUCGGGGCCUUCACGUCGCUGCGGCGCCACGUGGCGCGCGCGCACGACAAGGUGGCCGCGACAAGGGAGACGCACGUGUGCGACCUCUGCGGGAAGACCUUCAAGGUCAAAAAGUCAUUAGAGGAGCACCAGCUGACGCACUACGGGCUCCGGCCGUUCUCGUGCGGCUCCUGCCCCGCCGCCUUCUCGUACCGCGCCGCGCUCUACACGCACACCAGGCUCAAGCACCGCGGCGGGAAGAGGAAGAGGCAACUACUACAUGAACGGACGGCAGCCGGUGACAAUCCUGAACACCACCGAGAGAACAGCAAGGGAGAGAAGGAACAAGAAGAUGACGAACAAACGGAUGACGAUGAAAGUCCUCAAUACUUGGAAUUUACAUUUGAUGACUGA
Cydia splendana is the source of this 1903-nucleotide messenger RNA. Its product is annotated as zinc finger protein 652-like. The transcript is spliced from 11 exons. The record is from RefSeq and is a predicted model, not a curated record. Gene Ontology annotation, biological process: regulation of transcription by RNA polymerase II. Gene Ontology annotation, molecular function: RNA polymerase II transcription regulatory region sequence-specific DNA binding; DNA-binding transcription factor activity, RNA polymerase II-specific. Bases 101 to 1903 code for a protein of 600 amino acids. Lineage: Eukaryota; Metazoa; Arthropoda; Insecta; Lepidoptera; Tortricidae. Gene Ontology annotation, cellular component: nucleus.